Suillus discolor is the source of this 1449-nucleotide messenger RNA. RefSeq lists its product as uncharacterized. The coding region runs from base 269 to 1162 and encodes 297 amino acids. The record is from RefSeq and is a predicted model, not a curated record. Lineage: Eukaryota; Fungi; Basidiomycota; Agaricomycetes; Boletales; Suillaceae. The transcript is spliced from 3 exons. Gene Ontology annotation, molecular function: protein binding.
GGGAGUCGAAUGAAGAAUAUAUUCUGGCGGGCGAGUGCUUCAGUGGCACGUCACAUGCGCGUCACGCCGGGUUACGACCAAAAUAAAUAGCUCGUGCACAUCAUACGUCGCAACACAUCGCGCCCUGUUAGCUUCAGCUGGGUACAGAUUUCCAUUGAACGCCGAUCAGUUUCACUUCGAGCUCAUAGUUGAAGCACGCCCUAUCAGAUCCGUCACUAGGAGUACGAAGUAUCUUCGCCAGAAGCUGACACAGAAGAAGGUCGCCAGAAUGAACCUGCACGAGGAGCUUGUAUUCGAUCUGUGCCGCUUGCCAACCGAAGUCCUAUGUCAUAUUUUUAUCCACUGUCUUCCCCAAACCGACUGCACAUCGCCCAACUCAGAAUCACCUCCUCUGUUGCUCACCAGAAUAUGCCGACGCUGGAGAGAGGUCGCGGCGGACAUGCCCUCCUUGUGGUGCAGACUGUCCAUGAAUAUCGACCAUGCUGAUAGUAGGAACUGGCGACAGGCAGUCUUCGGCUAUGACUUGUGGCUCAAGCGCACACAAGGAUGCCCCCUCUCCUUAGAAAUCAUGUGCAUCGAAAAUGACACCACCGACCUACGAAACCUUUUGCAACCUUACAUCUCUCAGAUCCUCUCUCUCAAAGUCACGUUUGACAGGGCUGUCACACCCGAAAUCUUACUAAAUGACCUCCCGGCACUUCAGGAGCUUCAAGUCGUCAUAUAUUGCGGUUUUAAAGAUCGUGAUACACUAUCACCUAUCUUGACAUCCAUCUCGCGACUCUUCACUCUGCGCAGUCUGAAUCUUAACACGCUGGAUUGCCACGGCAUUAAGUGCCUAUCUCACCUCAACUUGACAAACGUCGACCUCUUUACGAGCUCCCCAGCCAACAUCAUAAACUUACUCCAAACAUUCCCCACCCUUUCCUCGUUAAAAAUUGAGAUGCUCGUCGACGGCGGCCUGCCUUGCGAGCCGCUCACCCACUCCAGCAUUCAAUUACUCUCCAUCCAAGUCAUCGUACGCGUUCUCUUUCAUCCAGCACCAAUAUUGGUUCGCCUGUUCAAUGCACUCACGCUUCCCAAUUUGCGCGUGCUUCGUGUCGAAGGUGGAUCCUGGCCUUGUGUUGAAGAUUUAAUUUCGUAUUAUAAGUAUGUCGUCAAGUAGAUAAACGCCCGCUAGAUGUCGAGUUAUGCGGCAAUGCCUUUGUGUUUGUCAUGCCGACAUGCCCUAAAUCAUGGUAGACUAUUCAAACCAGAUGCGCGUUUGAACAGUUUACCAUGAUUUAGGGUACUACUCUUGUUUACUGGCAGUGUAGCUCUUUUCCACUUUGCAAAAUGUCAAAAUCCAAGCAGUCAACUCAAAAGUCCAUCAAACACCUUGUCGCGAAAGUCCACAAGAAGGUCAAUGGUGUUCACAUUGGAGACUUGGACUUGAACAACGAAAACAACAGU